Messenger RNA from Hordeum vulgare subsp. vulgare (domesticated barley), 1421 nucleotides. Its product is annotated as glycosyltransferase BC10-like. Bases 275 to 1384 code for a protein of 369 amino acids. The transcript has a single exon. The record is from RefSeq and is a predicted model, not a curated record. NCBI's taxonomy places the organism in Eukaryota, Viridiplantae, Streptophyta, Magnoliopsida, Poales, Poaceae. Gene Ontology annotation, molecular function: glycosyltransferase activity. Gene Ontology annotation, cellular component: membrane.
GUUGGUGUCCGCCGAGCUCAGAGUGAAUGAAACAAAGAGAAGGAGAAAGCGAGAGGAGAGGCGGACGCGAGACGGGACUAGCGCCACUCCAUUCCAUUCCAUUCCACUUCCCUCCCUCGCUUGCCUUCCUUCCUUCCUAGCACAGCAUCCCCAGAUAGAUAGAUAGAAACCCCCGAUUCCGAUCGCCGGGAUGAGGUUCUGACCCCCGAUUCGGUCCGUCGAUUCUAAUUUCCCCUCGAUUUGGUGCGGGAUUAGCGGCCGGAAAUUAAUCGCCAUGACGGCGUCGUCGCCGAUGGUGCUGUCCCUCCUGCUCUUCGCGUCGCUCACGGCGCUGCUCUUCCUGGCUCCUCGCGCGUCGUCACCGCCGCUACCGCUGCCGCUGCCCGUGCUGGUUGGGGACGAGGAGGCGCCGCCCGCCGCUGGGAGUGCUGCUGGUGGUGCGGCCAGCAGCGGAGGAGGGGCGGGAGUUGAGGAGGGGCCGGAGGACCUCGCGCUCUUCCGGCGCGUGACGCUCGACGCCGGCGAGGGCGCGGCGAUGGCGUCCAAGGUGGCGUUCAUGUUUCUGACCAACUCCGACCUCACCUUCGCGCCGCUUUGGGAGUGCUUCUUCGCGGGGCACGGCGACCGCUUCAACGUGUACGUGCACGCAGACCCGGCGGUGCGCCUGCGGCUUCCCCCUACGCCUUCCUUCCGGGGCCGCUUCGUCGCGGCCAAGCCGACGCGGCGUGGGGACCCGAGCCUCAUCGCGGCAGCGCGGCGCUUGCUUGUCGCAGCGCUGCUCGACGACCCGGCCAACGCCUACUUCGCGCUGCUCUCGCAGCACUGCGUUCCGCUCCACUCCUUCCCGCGGCUCUACGAGGCGCUCUUCCCGCCCAGAGCCGCGCACCACCACCGCCUCCCGAGCUAUAUCGAGGUGCUCACCGGCGAGCCCCAGAUGCCCGUGCGCUACGUGGCGCGCGGUGAGGACGCCAUGCUCCCGGAGGUGCCCUUCGACCGGUUCCGCAUCGGGUCCCAGUUCUUCACGCUGGCCCGUCGCCACGCCGUGCUAGUGGUCCGCGAGCGCCGUCUCUGGCGAAAGUUCAGGGAGCCGUGCCUGCCGGAGUCGCAGGACUCUUGUUACCCGGAGGAGCACUAUUUCCCGACGCUACUCGACAUGGCCGACCCCGCCGGCUGCACCCGGUACACGCUCACGCGCGUCAACUGGACCGACAGCUUCGAAGGCCACCCGCACACGUAUUCCGCGCCAGAGGUGUCGCCGCGGCUCAUAACCGAGCUGCGCCUGUCCAACACCUCCACCUAUGAGCACAUGUUCGCGCGCAAGUUCGCUCCCGACUGCCUUGGCCCGCUCAUGGCCAUCGCCGACACUGUCAUCUUCAAAGAUUGAUCGAUGCGGUGCUCUGCACCAUAGCUGCACAUAGGAG